AUGAAUCGGAAACCAACGACGUGCUCCGAGGACCGGUAUGAACCAGCAGGGGGACCUACGGAAGCAACGGACACCGUAGAGGCAGGGCCUAGAAAAGAUGCCAAGUGGCGCCGCGAGGGCACACGGCCCGGCAGCAAACUCGACUCGACCGCCGAGAAAGGAAAGAAAACGCAAGGACGGAGCCGCAUACGCGAAACGCACAGUACGCAGUGCCGCAAAGCGUCGGGCAAAUUCGAAAUUCGGGUAGUGGACGGGAACUCAAAGCAGCGAAGGCGAAGCGCGGCGCGGGCGUUGAGGGUGACGCUGGAGGAGGGGAAUAGAGGAAUAGAGGAGAGGAGAGGAGGAGGUGGAGGUGGAGAGCGCGUGCGGGCCUGGAGCAGAGGCGGCGGCCGAGGAGAGCCGGAGCUGGAGAUGGAGCUGGAGCGCGAGCGGGGCGUCGAGAUGGCCAGCGUAAGACGUGAGGAGGGCGAAGAUCGCAUUUCCGCAAUCGAGAUGGUCCGAGGAAGUGGAUCUUUGACGAAAUUGCGACGACGCCGACGACGAUGCUGCUGCUGA
Marchantia polymorpha subsp. ruderalis is the source of this 555-nucleotide messenger RNA. NCBI's taxonomy places the organism in Eukaryota, Viridiplantae, Streptophyta, Marchantiopsida, Marchantiales, Marchantiaceae. The record is from the annotation of a GenBank genome assembly.